CCAAACUAUGGGAAGGGCGAACCCUGGGCCCCACCUCCUCAACCACCAGCCGCCUCCUCUCACCAGACCGGUUCCUAGCCAGCCCCACCUGAGAGGGCAAGCAGAGUCCUGAAUGCACCCACUUCCCCAUGACCCCAGGAGAUCCCAGCUCUUGUCCUGGAGAGGGGGGUUCUGGGCCCAGCAGAGGCAGAGACAGCUGCCUCAGACAGCAUUUGGCCAACAGGUGGCAGCUGGCACCCCUCCCCCCAGGAUGGCAGCUGGACGGGGAAAGGAAUAAGCGGCCCAGCCACCCCCUUCCCCCAGGUUAGUUUUCAUUGGCUGGGCUGAAAGUUGAUUGGGGGGGAGCGGGGGCGGGGAACAGGGAUGGGCUGAGAUUAAGCGCCAGGGCUGCCCAGACCCUAUGAGGGUGCCUAGCCAAGAACCUAGGGCAAAGGUCAGCUUGGGGCCGCCUUACCCCAUCCCUUUCCUCCUCUAUGAGGGUGUGUCUGUUAAAGCAGAGGAGGAAAGCCUUGCUCCCAGGCACGGUGUUUGCACUCCCAUCAGUCCUCACUAGCUGCCUAUGAGAAGGGGCUCAAUGUCCCCAUUUUGCAGAUGAAACAACUAAGGCUACAGCUGAAGCAGCACCUGGAUAUGCCUGAUUCCACAGCUCAGAUAAGUUCUGCUACACUGUACAGCACACAGAAGAGAAGUUAGGGCAGGAAAGACUGUCCAGGCAAGCACAGCCAAGACUGCUCACAGCACAGCAUGUGUCCGGUCUGUUGACCCUGCCCGCUGCCCUCCUCCUCCUCCACCCCACCAGGCUGUUAGCACUCAAGGAACCUGUUGGCAUGCCUCCGUCCACCAACAUGGCCUUGCUGACCCUAGCCAGGACCAGUCACACAUGCCUGGCAUGGCCUAGGCAAGGCAAGGGAUCACCCAACAAGACCGAAGGCCCUCAGGCAUGGCAUUUCUGGAAGGUCUGAGUCAGAUAUGUGGAAAACAGGCAGGAAUCAGGCAGAGGCAGAGGCCGCAUGGCAGCCCUGUCCAUGCUGGCACUCUGCAGGACUCGGGCAGCUCAUGCCCCAGAUGCUCAAAGGAUUUCUAGCACCCACCUCCUUCCCGACCCCACUACUACCACUGGCCAUGCCACCAAUGCCAAGAACAAUACAUGCCCAGGCACUGAUGAAGUGUGCCCAAGCCCACAGGGCAACCAGCCUUCCUGGACCAACCUGAGUAGUUGCCCGGGCAGGAGUGGGGAAAGAGGGGUGGGCCACGUGGGAGGGGGGUCUGCUUGGCUGCUUCAGGAAUGUGCUGACUUAAUGGUUUUGGAGACAAGGAGAGGACUAAAGUAAGUACCCAGGCUUCAGGCAGAUUAGCCUGGGCAGCUUGGGGCCCAGCCGAGACAGUUUCCGCCAGAGCUACGGACAACCUUGCUCGUAAGGUAAGUGCGUGGCGGUGAGGGGCAGCGCCUGUCCCCCCACCUCUUCCCUUCUCCCUCCAAGGGCCUCAGCAGCAUAGCUCAGGCACUAGGGGAAAGGGGGAGGCAGGGGCAGACUGCUCUAGGCUGUGCAGUGGAGGCCCAGGCCCAGGGGAGAAGACAGGAUGAGGGGAGGGGGCUGUGGGAGAGGAAGGGGGAUUUCCGGGAGGAGGAGGGGCAGAAGCAGCAGAGAGAGGCAGAGGAGGUGGAGGGAAGGGGCCUGGCAGCCCCCUCCUGGAUCCUUCCCUGAGGCAGUCAGGGUGGGUCAGCUGGGGGGAGGGGGGCAGUGCUCAGCUGGCCUCAUCUGGAAACCAGAGGGCCCAGGGAAGGGCUCUGGAGAAGACAAUGGGACUGUGUGUCUGUAGGGGAGUAUGUGUGUACACUGAAGGGAGGAGGGGAGAGGGUGAGGGAAAAGGAGGAGGGGGCAGCAUAGCAGCUUGUGCAGGAGCAUAUGUGAGGGCAGGAGCCGGCCCAGGCUGCAGGGAACAGAAAACAAAGGGCCUGCUGAGAUUUCCGCCAGGCUAGGGGCUGCAGAGGACAGAGGGAGGGAGGGUGGGAGAGAGCACUAAAGGCAGGAGCCCCAGAGAUGCUCCCCUUGUGGGUGCCCGUGCCUCUCCAUCCACUCAGCAGACAGUCACCUAACACGAGGCAAUGGCUGACCCAGGCUUCCCCUGUGCUCUUGGGGCACGAACUCGCCACACCCAAGCCUGAGCAGUUCCCAGGGUGGGCAGGAGAUUUGAGACACCACAGGGUGCCCACCAAUGGAUGCUGAGAACCAUGAGGUGACCUGGGUCCUCGGAGGGCAGGGGAUACUCAGUAACACCCAGGGUGUGACCCCUCCCUAACGAUCUAUAGUACAGGCCAUCCGCAGUACUCAAGACCCCCAGGGGCUGCUUCAGGAGAGAGCUGGAGCGUCACAGUCUUCCCUCUAUUGUGUGACCACAAACAGGCCGGGCUUAAAUCCCAUAGAAAUCUUUAAGGAACUGUGUGACCAUGGGCAAGUCGCAGACUUUCUUUGAAUCUGUCGUUUCAUCAUCUGUGAAAUGGGAGAACAAUAGCUGCCGUUCUCGGAACGUUCGAAGAAUCAGCAGAGGUUAGAUGGGGGAAAACUCCGGAGGCUUAAGGUGCUGCGCGGGACGGAGGGUUUUGUCCUCCUCUUCCCAGAGGAUUCAAAGUUCAAGGAUGAGGCCGCUCUCGCUCAGGGUCCAAGGAAGAAACGGGACGACGUGCCAUUUCUCUGCGCGCUUCUCAAUGGCUUGCAGGGAACCACCCAGUUCCCACACCUGUGGCUGCAUCCGGCCCUCGCAAAACUUCCUUAGACUGGAGGGGUGCCCUGCGCAGGCCGAGAGAGGUGUAUGGCAGACCCCAGAACUGCUGGUGGAGAUUGAGACGGCGUGGUCGCUUUCUGGCUAUCUGCUAGUUUGCUUCUCCACAGGGUACUUCAUCCACGACACAGCGGACAUCGUGGUUAGUGGCCAGGCUCGAGCUUCUUGGGAAUACCUCGUCCAUCAUGUCAUGGCCAUGGGUGCUUUUUUUUCAGGCAUCUUUUGGAGCAAGUUUGUAGGUGGAGGUGUCCUAACACUGCUGGUGGAGGUCAGCAACAUUUUCCUCACCAUCCGUAUGAUGAUGAAGAUCAACAAUGCCCAGGACCACCUCCUUUACCGGAUCAACAAGUAUGUCAACUUGGUCAUGUAUUUUCUCUUCCGCCUGGCCCCUCAGGCUUACCUCACCUAUUUCUUCCUGCGAUAUGCGGGCCAGAGGACCCUCGGCACCUUCCUGCUGGGUAUCCUGCUCAUGCUGGACAUUAUGAUUCUCAUCUAUUUUUCCCGUCUCCUCCGCUCUGAUUUCUGCCCUGACCGUGUACCCAGCCAACAACACAAAGACAAAUUCUUGACGGAGUAAGGGGCAUACAGCCUGGGACUUGUGGCAAGGGCAGCAAACACAACCAAGGGAAAACAGCCUCACACAAACUGAGAUGAGACUUAGCCCCAAACCUGGGGCAUCCAGCCUCUCCACCUUUCAAGCCUGCACCCAAUUGAAAACACUAAUGAGAACACUCUGAAGUCCUUGUCCUUUCUUGGGCAAGGCGUGAGGGAAGCAGACAGACCGGUUGGACAUGGUAGAUGGGUGUGGGGACAAGGUGCUAUGUGAGAGCCAGCCAACCCACACUGCCCUGAAAUGGAUGCUAAUAAAAACUCUUGGUAUUGGUUUCAUACAAAGCCUCUUC
This is a messenger RNA of Hipposideros armiger (great roundleaf bat), 3683 nucleotides long. RefSeq names its product TLC domain containing 1 (gene TLCD1). Gene Ontology annotation, cellular component: plasma membrane. NCBI's taxonomy places the organism in Eukaryota, Metazoa, Chordata, Mammalia, Chiroptera, Hipposideridae. The coding region runs from base 2555 to 3358 and encodes 267 amino acids. Gene Ontology annotation, biological process: phospholipid homeostasis; regulation of membrane lipid distribution; membrane assembly. The record is from RefSeq and is a predicted model, not a curated record. The transcript is spliced from 5 exons.